This is a messenger RNA of Aspergillus heteromorphus CBS 117.55, 516 nucleotides long. RefSeq lists its product as uncharacterized. Lineage: Eukaryota; Fungi; Ascomycota; Eurotiomycetes; Eurotiales; Aspergillaceae. The record is from RefSeq and is a predicted model, not a curated record. The transcript has 2 exons. The coding region runs from base 1 to 516 and encodes 171 amino acids.
AUGUCCUACGGACAAAGUCCUUUCGCUUCCAAUUUAACACAACCGCGGGGGAAAUUACAAAUACAAAACUGGAAAAGGGUCUUGUGGGUUUCAGGGUAUUUUGGUCUGGAGUGGUUACCCAGUGGAGCCUGGGGCCUGCUGGUGACUAAAGUACCUCGUUUCCAUGCUAUAGGCUCGCCGUUUGUUACACACGCUAUCAGCUAUUUCUUUUCAGGCUCAGGUUCCAGAAACGCCUAUUCGGAGAAGGCAAAAUUGGAUUACAUGACUGGGAUAACAUCAGAGAUACUACUGACGAAGAAACCACGCGUGGGCCACCCAGAGGAACCCGUCGGUCUUUACCCUUAUGACUCAUAUGAUGGAGUCAUUGAUGAAGAUGAAGACUAUGAGGAUGAUAGGAAAGAGGAUAAUGAGGGGAAUAAUAUAGCCAGCGAGGAACAAGAAGGAGAGGACAAUGGCAGCGGUGGCGACGGUAAUGGUGAUAGUGUCGUCCAGUCUCAGGUGGCACUGUACAUGUGA